This is a messenger RNA of Temnothorax curvispinosus, 1180 nucleotides long. RefSeq names its product fatty acid synthase-like. Gene Ontology annotation, biological process: biosynthetic process. The transcript is spliced from 4 exons. The annotation marks the transcript as partial. Lineage: Eukaryota; Metazoa; Arthropoda; Insecta; Hymenoptera; Formicidae. The record is from RefSeq and is a predicted model, not a curated record.
UUUUAUUAUACAAUUUUUACUUUAUUUCAAACAAAAUAGGAUUGAAGAACAUAAACGCAAUACCAUCAAAUAUGCCAUUGGCCGAAAUGGGUAUGGAUUCGAUGAUGGCAGUAGAAAUUAAGCAAAUGUUGGAAAGAGAGUUUGAUAUUUCCCUGACAGUGCCAGACAUUAGAACUUUAAAUUUUGUUAAACUUAGACAAAUGACAAUUACAGCCGAACAAGGAAAAAUACAAGAUACAAAUGAAAUUGAUCCAAGUAAUUUGGGAGGCUUCGACGUGCUGAUUCGAAAAGUGAAGGAUUCAGACUUUGUUCCAGAUAUUCUUGUAGAACUUGUUACCAAGGAGGUUGUUCGAGGCAAUAUAUUUCUCUUACCGGGAAUCGAAGGAUGUUUAAGUGUAUAUAAAUCUAUAGCAUCAGGAAUUAAAUCUUCGGCAACGUGUGUGCAACAUGGUGUACUUAAUAUUCCUGACGAUAGUCAUUCAGUGAUGAAGUCAGCCGCUUAUUUGCUGCCUCACAUAUUAAAGAAAAUGAAAGAUGAAAGGAAAUUUCUAAUAGUGGGUUAUUCAUUUGGAUCUUUAAUUGCCAUUGAAUUAGCAAGAUUAUUAGAAGCUAAUAAUUUCUCAGGACGGUUAAUACUAAUAGAUGGAGCUCCUGAUCAAAUAAAACUUUGGACUAAUCAAUAUUUAGACUGUACUUCGCCAGAAGAGUUACAAAACACGAUAUUACUUGGUUUAUUGGAAAUGUAUACUACAAUUAACAAGAAAACACUUGCGUUAGAGCUGAAUAAAUGUAACACAUGGGACGAAAAAGUGAAAGUAUUUCAUGCUUACUUCCCGAAGGAUUUAAAUGUAUUGACCAUCGAAAAUCAAAAGCUUAUAUAUUUCACAGUUUUCAAUCAUUUUGUCGCUGUACAGGAUUACGAUAUUUCAUCAUUACCUCGCCUUAAAUCAUCUAUAACAUUGCUAAAACCCACAUUUCCGAUUGCCCCUUUUACUGAAGAGGAUUAUGGUUUACAUAAGGUUACCGAAGGUAAAGUGCAAAUUCAUUAUGUGGAAGGUAAUCAUAUCACAAUGAUGGACAACGACAAAAUCAUAUCAGCUAUUAACGAAGAAUGGGUAGAAGAUAAUAUAAUACAAUAUAAGGAGGAGAAGGAGGAAGAGUAAUAUAAUAUGUAUAUUUU